UCACGUCGUCGUCACUCUCGUCGUAGCUUUCCGUCGGUGCUGACCUAAAACUGAAGGAACGGAUGCUCUCGAGACUGAAUAACAAGAGCAAGAAGAGCACAAUAUUGGAUAUGGAAAAUCGCUGCAUAUAUUGCGGAAAAAUGCAAUUUUCCUUCAAAAUCUUGCAGUGAACCAUUGGAAUAAUCAGGGAGAACAGUGUAAAAAUAGCUGCAAACGCUUUUCGUCUAUGAAACGUGCCGUGAACAGUGAAUUUGGGCGAACAUUUUGGUGGUGAAAGUUGUAAAGAAAAUUGUCUAGCUCGAAUGGCGCAUUGCAGAUAUUGGAGUUGAAAAAUCUGGUUGACUGGCAGCAGAAAAAUUGAAGUGACACUUCAUAUUAUUAGCUCAUAGCUAGAAAUUUACACACAGAUAAGGCUCUUCGCAGUUAUUCAAGUGUAACAGAGCAGUAUCGACACGGAAGUGAAGAGGCAUACUUGAAUGAAAAAUAAAUCAACGAAUGAGCAACACCAGAAAGAACUGCUAAUUUAAUCCAAUGAGAAAUUGAUUUAGUGCAAAUGCUUCUCCAUCGAGUGGCGGAUUUAAAAUAGCAUCACCGGAACGAACCCUCUUCGAUACAAAUUCGCCAAGCAUUAGGAUAACCAAAUUUUCUACCAAAGUGCAAAUAAAUCAAAAUACCAGAUAGUAAUGGAAAAGAAGCACUGGAUUCUGAUCCCUCUAGUACUAGUUGGAGUGUUUUGGUUUUGGAUACCGCAGGUUUCAGCAGAGUGCCAAACUCGGUCAAUAUAUUGCUACGAGUGCGACAGCUGGACGGAUGCACGAUGCAAAGAUCCAUUCAACUACACAGCCCUACCUCGCGAUCAACCGCCACUGAUGACGUGCAAUGGAUGUUGUGUCAAAAUGGUGCGACACUCGCGAACGCCUUAUGAGGUUGUAAGACGGAUGUGUACAUCACAGCUACAGAUAAACUUAUUUAUGGUAGAUCACGUGUGUAUGAUGGAAAGUUCAGGCAAUGGUCAUAUGUGUUUUUGUGAGGAAGAUAUGUGUAAUUCAAGCCCUAGUCUGUUCGUUACCUACUAUAUCAAUGUGAAAAUAUGUAUCAGUAGUAUGCUUGCGGUAUUUCUGUUGAAUGCUGUACAAAGGGUAUAUCGGUAAGUCGAAAAUCUACGUUUUGAUCCACCUCUUGAAACCGGAUAGAAACCUUUUUUUCAUAGUCGGUAGAUAAACAUUCGUCAAAGGCGUCCCUGAAUUCGAACUGCUUGUUGAAAGCCAAUUGUACUGGAACAAUACAGCUUACACAAACAUUUGAAAAACAUUUAAAAAAAUAGCAGCAUUACAUCUCCGAACUGAUCACACAAUACAAACCUAAGCUGUUAAUCACACUGAGCUAAGAUUCUUCUUCGUUAUUUGAUGGGUCUUCUAUAUUUAAUUUAAAUCCCAAAGCUUUAAACAGAAUUAGUAUAACAUUUUAUCUCGAACCUCGUAUUGAAGUGAUCCAAUCUGUUCGGUAAAACAGAGCAUCACUACUAAAGAAUUGCCAAGUUUUGUACUCUCUUUGAAUUUCUUAAAAUGUUCCUUGUUCAUAUCCUCCAAUCCAAUAAUUCGUUCUUAGAACCCUUAGGAAUCAUAUAAGAUUAAAUUUUUACUUUCAUUUCUUAAUACCUAACUUUAAUCAAAAAACUAACUACAAUAGACUACUGCAACCCAUUUACGUUUCCCAUUUAACUCCACAUUGAUACAUAACUCACAUUUAGUGUAAAAUCUUUUGAUGAAAUAGUAAUUGCAUGCAAGCCUACGAUAUGUUUGAAUUCGUUUCAUAAAUUUCACCAGAAAUCUGCUAAUUGUCCAGUCACAUAGUUCUUGUAUCCAGUUUGAAUUUACUUUUGAAGAUAUGUUUACAUAGGAUCAAAUUUCUACUAACAUAGAUAGAUACCAAGUUAAUGAUUGAUGAACCUUUGUUUCUUUACUUUUAUUAUAAACCUAUUAAUCAUCCAGACAUGUUUGAGAUGAAUGCCAACGAAAUACAUUAGCAACGCUGUAAACAGAAUUUAAAUGAUUAAGUGAACUGUAGCCUAGCAUAAUACAAGCCUGUCUCUAAAUAAAAUAUUAAUAUUAGGAACAGCUGUUGAAAUGUAGAUCUUGUUCCCUAUUUUUUCACUCAUAGGGCGUUUUGUAUUGACUUUUUCACGAUGAGAUUUUUUCUACCUGCUUAUUUAAUACCUUAGCUGGUAAAACUUUACCGCAAUAGCUAGUGUUGGGCAUUGAUGUUUCUAAUUUUGCUGAAAAUAACACUCAAAUGUAUAAAGUUGUGAAUAGUUAGCUACUACCUACUCCAAGAAAAAACACGCAAAAACAGGUUACUCCCAGUUUAAUAGAAAAUCGCCAUUUGACAGACUUGAAAUAAGAAGUUCUCAGAAACAGAUAAAAAUAGAUAUGACAGCAUUGAAAAAAAGAAAAUAAAAGCAUCAUUUCAUAUGAACAAGUAAAUCAACUUGAUCGAUAUUUGAGCAUUAUAUGAUCCAAUUGCACCAUUUCUCUAAUUCAUGAUAGAAUAACCAAGGUUCUGCAUAUACCAAGCAAGUAAACCUCGUGCAAACUGAAAUCACAAUUUUCUAACAUUUAAAACAAAAUUAGCAUGACAAACCAGAGUGUUAUAAUUAUAGUGAGUUAUUCACUCAUGAUUCUCACUUCAACUGAUUAUUUUUGGUGAAGCACAGUCAGGGGGCUAAUUUAUUAUUCCGGAUCACUGUACUAAUUUUCCUACAUUUCCUUUUUGGGUUAGUUGUUUUUGUAUGUAAACUUUCGUAUGUAACAAAAAAUGCUUCUGUAGUAACGAAAAUCGCUACUUUUCAUCUGAUAUGAUUUUAAAAGGUUAUUAUAUUUUAACAUGUAUCCAUGUUUGAAACAUUUGAAAGCAUGAUGCAUAAGCAAAUGCGACCAACCUUCACGGCGAACAUUCGGAACUGUUAAUGGGACCCACCACUCCUUGACCGCAAGAAUGCCUGGUCUUUGACAGUUCAGUAACAAUGGUACAAUAUAUGUAAACAUAAUAUAUAUGUUUUGCUUAUCGUCACGAACUGGAGUUUUUUGGAGUAGGUAUAAUUCCACGUUCUUAGAAUCAGAGAUUUUUAUGAACAUAUUAAAAUCUAACGAAAUUGAAUAUUUACUUUUUAUACCCGUUAUCACAUUGUUCGAAACAAAGAGCUAGUUGACAUAGCAGAUUCCACCAGGAAAUAUUCUAAAAGACACGAAAAAGAGGCAUAUUAUAAUAAUAAUCAAAGCAGAAAAUACCACUAUUACUGGUAAUAAUGAAUACAGACUGCAUUAAAUACAAAAGCAUACAGAAUCUGUAUAUAUAUAUUAAAACAAAAAUGAACAUUCUUUGAUUUGUAAAUAAUUAUUAUUUUCAAAUUUCGCUCCGCCCACAUGAAUAGUUCUACAUAGUACAGGUAGUUUUCAAUACCACCCGGUUUACUGUAAUUGGUGUAGCAACAGUUGCAUGCUAUUAGUACUCAUUUUCAAAAAAAACGCACCAAACUCUUCAUCGAUAAAAUGUAUUCUCAUUCAACCACUGUCUAAUAAUCAGAUAUAAUCAUAGUAUAUGAUCAAACUUUAUUCAAUAAUAGCAUAUCUGAUGUUUUGCAUUUGUAGGUCCAGUUCAUCUUAUUAGGUUUUGUUCAGCAAAUUAGCUUCUAUUUAUGCUAUGAUGAGCUAAAACAAUCAAUGCAACGAUUCACUUCCGAAAUUUAUGUUGCAUACAGUAAAUAGUAAAGUUAAUAACUCAUUUAUAAAAUAGUGUUUCUUGAAUUACUUAUUUCUGCGUUUUAUAAUAGUAAUCAGUAUAUGAUAGUAUACGUAUCUUUGCCAACAGCUUUAGAUAUAAAACAUUUAGUUAACAAAUUUGGAGAAGCGAUGAUUUGAGUUUUAGUUGUUCAGCUCAUUUGUAUUCAUUUUUUGAUGAUGUUUUUAAAUGUCAAGGUUUUUGUAUUAGUUCUUUUGAUAUUUGUGUUAUUUGCAAUCAUGGUCGCUUCCCGUUACCUAAUACAGAACUGGAUAAUUAUUCACCAUAUGAUUAUAGUACAUUCUGGAAAAUACUCACUUUAUCCAGUUUGGAAUUGAUUGCUUAUGAGAAAUAUUUUCUAUUAAUGAUAAACAAAAUUCCGUCCGCGAAUGAAGAAUAAUUACACUAUGAAACCCAACAAAGCAACGCUUCGCUCGAUUUGGAAGUUUGUAGACUAUUUCGUUUGAUAAAUGAGAGAAAAAUAAUUCAGAGACCAAUGAAAAACGACUAUCCUGAUAGUGGUGAUAAAUAGAGAAAAAGAUAACUUAUUACGAAGUAUAACUCGCAAAUCAGUCCACGUACAGUUUUCAAUAAGAGUAAAAGGCUAUUUGACGAACCAUAAGGUGAAAAAGCUGAAUGAUUAUUGAUUGGCGAUGAAAAUAAAUAAACUCGAAAGGAGUAGUUUUUUGAUUUUUAAUUCCACAAGUGCGUACAACAUUCCAACCAAUAUUGUAUGCGAUUGAUUUGGGAAGUUCAAAAAGAUUGAAGUUAUAAUAAAUAAAAACGGAAGAUUGUGAAAUACUUUGAGAAUAUUAAAACAAAAAGGAAAAACAUGAUAUACAAACAUUUUUGAAACAUUUUACCAAACCAAACGAAAAUAAAUAUUCGUGAUAAUAUUUAGAAAUUUGGAACAAUACUAGAAUAUUCAAAAUAAUGAGCAAAAUAUAAGCAUUUGAGCGUGCAAUAAAAAAAUGCCAAUACAACUGAAAACUCAUUUCUAUUCUGUUAUCGACUGGUAUUUGUUUGUGUCCCUGUUCUGUUUGAGAUACUGCACAAUAAUUUGUUUAUUUGUGAGCCAAAAGACAUCUCUAACGGUGUGCGAGAAUUACCUGACAUUUCAAGAGACGAGUAAAAUAUUGGACUCAUCUGGACCUAGCAAAUAAUUUAGAACACUGAGAGUCAACGAUCGGUUUGUUCUUAUGCGAGCUUUUUCAAUCAUAAAAUUUAUAACCCAAAUAUGCUCUUUCUAUUUAAAAAUUUACAUUCGCGCAUAGAGUUUUUCUGAACCUGGAGACGACAGAUUACUUGUAAUUAUUGAAAGUGUAUUCAUGUACAAAGGGAAUAUUUAUUAACGUUAGUUAUAUUCAAGCUACAAUACUGUGAUUUCACUUUGAAUUUACUAAGUCCAGUUUCGCCUACAAUUUCGUUUCGUUUUCGUUUUUAAAUUGCACUACACUGAUGUAGCGAAAGCUGCACUGAAACCGUUCGUUUUUACCAAUUACACUACACCAGUGCUACACUUUUUCUGCACCGAUACCACUGGUGUAGCACUCAUCAAAAGAUUGGUGUAACUCUGUGCAAUGGAAUCGUUUAUUGUGGUCAAUGGUUGCUGUUUAUGUUUUCGUCAUAUUUGUUCGUUUAUUCAUGCCUCAGUGUAGCACGGCACCGGUGUAGUGCAAAUUAAAAACGAAAACGCCAUUAAAUAUCUGAUUCAAGUUUGGAUGUUUUUGGCUGAAUAGCAGAUUACCUCAGACUUACAAUAAUUCUUUAUUCUAUUGCAAUACUCAGAACAAAGGCUCAGUUUUUCUCUGUUUUUUUAGCUUGACUAAAAGAUUAAAAUCACUAAUAUCAAUGUAUCGGCUCCAAGACCUUUAAGGCUCAACUACAGCUUUUGCGUAUUUGUGAACUGUUGUUACUACGCAAAUAAAACAAGUUCUCAGCUACAGUGUUGAUUGAUGUUCUCCAAGUAUUAUCAAAAGUGAUUACAAUUGUUGUAUUACCUCUGAUACCUUAAAUUCAUCAUCCGAGGUUAAAGUCAUCGUACUUCCAGUUUUCUGAAAAAUAAUAAUUUUUCUUAUGUUUAACCGAUUCCCACCGUUCGAGGUUCCUAGUUCUUCCCCGUCAUCUUUUUGUGGGAGUAAAACAUCGGCAUCUAAUACAUGAAUCUAAGUAUCCGGUUAUAUAGUUAAGCAUGCAGGAUUUUGAGAUGAUGCUCAGUUUAAUGCUGUGACGAACAGAACUUAAAUAAGCUGUAUACUAUUCAAUAUCUAACCCAUUUGUGCUCGCCAAAUGUUUGAUAUAAAUUUUGUAAUGCCAAAACUGAAUGUUUUUUUUUAAUAUUUGCACUUUUUACCCAUUAUUCUAAUCACGAUAAGCUUACUCGCCGCAUGAUGCGCUUGAUUAAUCGCUUCAGUAUUCCUUUGUGUUGCAUGUCAUAAUACUUUGUUCUAAUAAUAAAAGUGAUUCAAAGAUGUACAAAUUUUGUCCAUAUCACUAAUAAUUUCUAGCUUGAUAUGUUUUAACACAUUAUGAUAAUGCUGUCUUAACGAAAACUACGAAAUAUCCAACACAUUUUAAACGAGGCUAUUGAUUACAGUAAAACUUUACUAGGGACGUCCUUAUCGAAGAUAUUCGUCGAAUUCUAUGCUAUCUAUUUUAGUAUUCACUAAAUGACAAACGUUCCUGGUCAGCAGGAGUUGACAAUACUUGCAGGAAAAGCUUUAUUGGUAACUUCAAUUCCUUACUUUUUUGUACUAGUAUUCAAUUGACUGUCUGUUUUAAAUUUCCGCCAUACCCAAUCCGAAGAUCACAAAAAAAACUAUCAAAAUUAUGUCUCACGGUUUUCUAUUCAUUCUUUUAUAGUUUUGUUAUUUCCUGUCUGAUCGGGUAUGGCUGAUUAUAAAAAGUAGGUGAGAACGAGAGUGAAACACAACAAACAUAAUAAUUUUUUAAGACAAAACACAUAUUCAUUUGUCGUUAGAAUUAUAUCAUAAAAUAUUCAGUUGAUUUAUACCAACUUUUAAAAUUUUUUUGCCUCAUCUAUAAAAGCUGACAAUAUUUUGAUUUUUUUUAUUAGAAAACAAACAACAAAAUCAAGCUUUUAGUUUUUUUUUUAUGAUUAGUAAUUUAAACUUUAAAGAUUAUAUUCGAAAAACUAGACACACAAGAACGAUCGCCUUAACUUCUGUUCAAUUUUUCCCAACAUUUUUCUAUAAGGUUCCAACGUUAUAGCAUAAUCGAACCUAUUCUUUGCCAUGAAAUUGCUCGUUAGAUGUUUGAUGAAUGAUAAAAUCAAAUUGUUUUGAAAGUUUUCCGUAACUUUUCCUAUUCAGUGGAAUCGCUUGUAUGAGAAAUACACGCAGAAUUGAAUACCUUAUGAUCAAAAACGAACCGGAAUUUUCAUUUUAAAAUUCCCGCGCUUGUCCAAUCGGUAAACUUUUAUUCUCUCAACGUUGGCAACACUUUUAUACACAUUCUGUCAAAUUUUGACGCAUAUCGUACGAUUAGUUUUAGUUUGGCGUCUAUACAAAGAGGUUGAAAAAUUUUCGUGUGGCGAUUUUUAUAAUGGAUGAAAAUUUAGAACAACGUGCGUGCAUCAAAUUUUGUGUUGCAAAUGGAUUUAAGUGUUCCGAAACGUUGAAAAUGUUGGAAAAGGCCUUUGGUGAAUCGUGUCUAGGAAAAACACAGGCAUACGAGUGGUAUAAACGCUUCAAAGGUGGUCGUACAAGCUUGGAUCAUGAUGAGAUCCCUGGCCGCCCAACAACAUCUGUUACUGAAGAAAACAUUGAUUCGGCGAAGCAAAUCGUGUUGCAAAAUCGUUCUGUACCGAUUAAAGAGAUUGCUGUGUUGUUGGGCAUCUCUUAUGGAUCAGCCGAACACAUUUUAACUGAUGUUUUGGGUUUGAAACGCGUCGCUUCUUGGCUGGUGCCAAAAAAGCGUGCACCACGAUAAUGCGCCGGCUCACACAGCGUUGGUUGUGUCGCAGUUUUUGGCCAAAAACUCAACCAAUAUCAUCAACCAAGCACCGUACUCUCCAGAUAUGGCCCCGGGUGACUUUUUUUCUCUUCCCCAGACUCAAAUUGCCAUUGCGGGGAACGCGUUUUGAGACCAUAGAGACCAUAAAAGAGAAUUGGCUGCGUGAACUAAAGGACAUACCUUCGGCAGCCUAUAAAACUUGUAUGGAAAAUUGGAUCAAGCGUUGGCAUGCAUGUAUUGCCACAGGAGUACUUUGAAGACGAUUAUAAAGAAAUUUAUUAAAAAUUGAAAUUUUGCGUUUUUUAAUAAAAUUCCGGUUCUUUUUUGAUCAUAAAGUACGUGUUAUUCGUUAUCUACGUGUAGUCCAGAGCCCAAUAUUGAGUCAACACCUGAAGAGAUUCAAUAUUUUCCUGGUUUUCACCGGAUCUGCGGAUAACGUUUCCUGGUACUUGAAUGGCUUGAAUUACAAGGGAUACGUUAACAUAAUGAGUUGAUGUUCCAACGUCUAUGAAAGCAGUCAUUUUCGUAAUCUUAACUAGCAAAAAAGUCGUAUGUGUAGAAAAAUUUCGGUAAUCAAUAUACGGAAAAAGUUACAAACAAAUAAGUGUGUCUCAUAUUUCUCGAAUACAGUCUUUAGAAUAUAAAGCAUUCUGUGUAAAUUUGCAUAAGAUACAAGUUGAUGAGAUUUAUUGUUAAGCUAGUCUAUUGUACAUUUCAUUUUUAUCUCGAAAUUUCAUUCAUUGCUAGUUGCAGAUUCCUGUGAGACCAUCGUAAUUACAGGUACAAAAUAAUGUACAUAGUCAACGAAAAACGAAGAUUGAAUUAUGAUAAUGAGUGAAAUUUCAGUAGAACAAAUUCCACGUCGUCCUGCUACAAUGAUAUGUAUUGAUAGACAGUGAAUUGAACGCUACUUAGAGUCGGGUGAUGAUACUGUCAUUCAACACAUUUCCAUAAUCCUCAAACGCUGUUUACUGUUUUGGUUUUUAAAACAUCUUCAAUGACUUUGCAUUCACUCACAUUCACGUUGCAAACACAGAGAAAGUCCAAUUCUCGCAUACUAUAACCUCUUAUAUUCACUCGACAUCCACGACAUCCGUCAUCGAUUGGAAAAGUGCCUCAAGAAAGGUCACGAGCGACCAAACAUUGAACGCGGUUCAAACAUCAGCGAAAAAAAAAACAGAAUCUGGUAGCUGCAUCAGUGAGUGAAGCAAACUUCGUGAUAGUAGGAUAGAAUCCUAAGGUCGUUGAAAACCGGCUUUGACGCAAAACACCGAGUUUCUCGUAGAAGAUCUUAUAAUCUGGAUGAUUUGAUUAUGAAUAGAGUGUAAACCGAAACAUACCCUCUGUAACACGUUCCCGCAGCUAAGGAAUAGAAUAACAAGGUAAACAUAAGGUUAAUCCGUAGGAUGUCCGCGACUGCAUAAAUGUUCUUACACACAAUUCUACCGGAACUAAGAGUACCAUAGAGAAAGUAUAUAUGCACAUAACUAGAUAUGUUAACGUAAAGAAAAUGAAGCACAUAUAUUCCUCACAAAAUGAAAAAUGCAUCGGUGUUUGUGUGAUAAUAUUUUGAAGCUCGACCUGUUUAUAGGUUAAGCAAGCGAAACCACCAGAUAUUGACAGAGAAACAUUAAAGUAUUUUGAACAUUUAUAUUUCUUCAGUUUAACUUAACACUUCCCACUCUUGAGUUUAAUUCGGAUUUCAGUGUGAUUCGAAAUAAAUUCGAAAAUCAUCUUGAUCUCCGGAUCAAUUUCCAAUCGAUUCGACUGGGUUAUUGCGACCAUUAUUAUAAAUAUUCAAAGAACUUAUUUGGAUUGAGCUGUUGUUGGAUACAAACUUCACAACAUUACAGUCUAAAAAUUAGUUUUAGAUGUAAUAGUCAAUCAUGUACUUUUUAGAAUGAAGCACGAAAAAAAACUUUCACCUCGUGACAAGUUUUGUUGGUGAAUAAAAUGCGUUACUUUGAAAUAUUUGGCUUGACAAAUCACUGCGAGCACAAAGCAAAUAUUCCAAGUGAUCCCUUUUUAAAAAUGCAAUAAUACACGGCUAUAGCGACGGUUGGGUGUGUACUUACUGUACUUGCAUCAAAUGGGCAGACAUCUUAGUGAAAGAGCAGUUUUGAAACUACUGUACCUCAAAAUACAGAUGCUGACAUAUGGUUGUUUUCUAAUUUUACUUUUGUUAUAUCGAUAUAAUUUAAAUGAAAUGAUUGUUUAAAACUCAUCAAACGACGAGAUUGAUUGAUCAACGCCUUAUGCUCGCAUCCAACUCUGACUGAUAGAGUAAAUCAUGGAAACUUCACACUUUUACGAAAAUGUAUCUCAGCAAAAUGUCCUGUGGUUUCGCCUAUCUUCCGACACCUGUAUAGAACUGCUUUUCCACACGUAAGAUCACGGCCAUGACAUUUUUCAUUAUAUUGACACAGUUUAUUUUAUGCGUUAUGUAUGAUAGCGUAAAAGUCAACCUACAACUGAAAUAUGCAAAAAUAAACACAUCAAUUACCAACGCUGAAUAUCAAUUAGUGAAUGAUAGGAAAUUCAAGAUUUAAAAUAAUAAUGAAAACGAUACUAGAAUUUAGAACAAUAUAAGGCACUGAAUUUAGAACAAUAUAAGGCAACUCCAUUUUCUAAUAAAGUUUUAUCAUUUUUUUUAAAUAAUUUCCUUUAACGUUAAAAUUGAACAAAAAAAAUAUUGCUCAUAGGAAGCAACGGGAGAAUUCUGGAACUUGCAAAGCCAAAAGUUGAUAGCUUCACACUUGUAAAAAAUUAAUUCACUUUCUUUCAAUUUAUCCCGAACAAACAAAUGUUGUUGUAUAUAAAUAUUAGUUAUGUUUCAAUCGAAGUUUUUUUUAAUUUUUAUAAGCUGAAAUUUUCAAAUAAUAGUAGAUCAACGACAUGGAGAAACAAAACACAAUAUGAACAAAGAUGUUGAAUCUAAAGUUUUAAUGUUUCGGAUAAGAUGUUACUGUAAACUAAGCGAUUUGGAAUUUAUAAAAAAAAACAAAUUAUGCAGAGCUACGACGAAAUUUUAAAAUAAAUCUAUUUCAACCGUUAUCCGAGCAAACUAGGUAGCAGAGCUAAUAAAAAAAAACAUCUGAACACAAUUAUACUACGUGUUAAUAAUGGAAUAAACUCUGAUGAUAAAAUGCUUCCAAACGACUUUAUUUUGUCACUGCAUAUCUGGCACACCACCAUGAAAAUAUUCAAACUAUUCAUGUUCGUGUAAGUGCGUUCUCGUUGAAUCGAUGUUGCUUAAAUUUCCCAUUUUUUAUCCAGUUGCGUUAUCUACAAUCAAUGGUUUAUUAGCAACCAUUAUUUGAAUAAUAUUGAACCUUAGCAUGAUCAAUGAUUGAUUGUCUGUGCCUGUUACUAUUUAUGUUGCUUAAGUUGAUUUCUUCGUAACAAUUGUAGACAUACGAUAAAUUUCGUAGUCGGAUAUGUAUGAUAUUGUCAAUGAACUGUCAGUAUCUAUUCAACUUAUUUUAAUUAACGAACAUCGUUCAUAGACUUUAUUCAAGAAUAGUUUUAUUAAUGCUUUGUAGCACAACGAAACCCUUAAAGAAUUUAUUCGAAGGAAGGUCAUGAGACAAUUGGGUCGUUUAUAAUAUGACAGGUACGGUGCAUUUCACACAACCUAUUUAGAUUCGAAGUAUUUUCUAACAUGGGAAAUUUUUUGUUGUUCUUCUUCCUUGGUGUCUAUUAAAACGAAUCUUUACAACUCAACACUUCUUUGUAGAAGGUCAGACUAGAAAAUCAAUUUCUAAUUUACUUUAAUAGUUAUUGAGGCAUAGGCGAACGAAAAUUCCUUACAAAUCAAAAAAAAAAAUUCUGAAAGAGUGUUGGAUUGUUACUGAUUACACUGGUGUGGGUUAGUAAACAUUUCAGUAUACCUAUUUCUCUUUCGUUGCCCAAUUGAUUUUCGUUAUCUAUUUUGUUUUUUGGUUUCUGGCUUUUUUCUUCAGAUAGUUUUAUAUAUGAUAUGUACCGUAACAAUCGUGUGUGUAACAAUAAGGUUUAUGCGAAUAAGGCUCUUGAAAUAAAACAUAUAACGUAAUACUGUAAUCAAUAAGGAUAUGAAAAAAGGUAUGCAGCAUUUCGCCUAAAACGUGUAUGGAGAGAUAUCAAUAUUUCAGCUACACAAACAGCAUUGUUCUCUAAAAUUCCGUCAAUUUUAUUAUUUUCAGCAACGCAACAAGCCAAACAUAAAUCUUCUGCCAACUUACUGCUUUCUUUUAAAUCACUUUGUUGGUUGAAACAAUUACAUAUUUUCUAAACUGCAAGCCUUUCACUUUUUUCGAUAUUUAAACACAAAUCAGCAUUCAGUGAAUUUUCAUUUGCAAAGCGUUAAUUUUAUAGAUAAAAAUUCUAUUACUGCCUUCACGCCCAACAGUUAUUUGGCGUUAUUGCUUGAAAUAGUUCCAUUUCCAAAUUGAGAACCUUCGUUCAAAGUAUCGUUCAUAGAAGUUCGGCCUUUCAGAGUUUUUAAAAUUGUAAAACGUAAAUUGUAAAUGUUAACUAAAAUACCUGGAACCUUCAUUCCGUUAUUGCUGAUUCUAUCAAAACUGAGUUUUCAUUACUUGUGGAAAAAAAUGAGGCAAAACAUAUCAAGAAUUGAAAGAAAUAAGACACCAAAAACAUUUCCAACGGCAAUCGGGUUUCCUAAUCACGCAAUUUUUUAUUUAUAAUCUAAUUUAUUUCGUUCGAAUAUUGAAUAUUACGUUAAUAUUUUUCGGCAUUCCCAUUUAACAAUGUUAAUUUAGUUUAGCUAGGCUCGAGCAGGCUGUUAUCAUAACAAUGGCGGGAAGCUUCAAAACUAUACGAGAGGAUGUCGCAUCCGGCUACCAGACGGUGAAGGAAAGAGUAGAUCAAGCGGUAAUUGAGUUCGUUUUUGACUCUAAUAUUGAAUAAAUUGUUAUAAAAACA
Molecule: messenger RNA, 12675 nt
Organism: Malaya genurostris
Lineage: Eukaryota; Metazoa; Arthropoda; Insecta; Diptera; Culicidae
Gene: qvr
Product: protein quiver
Exons: 6
Coding region: 684-1151 (155 amino acids)
Biological process (GO): positive regulation of voltage-gated potassium channel activity; regulation of synaptic transmission, cholinergic; sleep
Source: RefSeq, a predicted model, not a curated record